UAAGCACAGCAGUCACAAUGUCUCAUGAGCGAGGAGAGCGCGAAGCCCCGGAACUAGGCCUGACAUCGUAUCUGGAAUUCUGGGACCCAUUGAGGCGCCUGCGAGAGCAGCCAUCUCCCCUGUGCAUCCUGGAGACCAAGCGGGCCCUGGUCGACAUCUACAGCAAGCCAGUUCCAGGAAACUAUGUCGUGACUGACCAGGACGACGUCACCAGAAUCCAGGCGCUCCUGCUCGGACCCGCCGGGACGCCUUACGAGGGUGGAUUCUUCUGGUUCGUGAUGAGGUGCCAACCCGAGUACCCCGCGAAGCCUCCACAGGUGCGUCUCAUGACCACGGACGGCGGACGUGUGCGUUUUGGCCCCAACUUCAACGAGAGUGGCAUGAUUUGCCUUAGCAUCCUCGGCACCUGGCCAGGGACUACCUGGAAGCCGGCGGACCGCAUUCGCGGCGUGCUAAACGCGCUUUUGUCGUUGAUGACAGAAGAGCCGUACUUCAACGAACCCGCUCUCGUGAAGCGAAAGGAACCGGGCGAGGCUAGCGGAUACAACGACUACCUCCGCCACGAAACCAUCCGGGUUGCCGUGUGCAACACGGUCGAAGCUUGCCUUCAGAACAAGGCCCCGCAAGAUCCGCGCCUGCAGACCGUCAUCCUGAACGCAUUCGUGGAGCUCUACGGAAAGUACGUCGAGCUAGUCCAAGGUCAGCUCCAUCUGACUGGAUGCGAGAUGAAAGACCCAUUUAGCUCCAGGACGGUAACAUGCAGAUACCACCUGCUGCUGGCCCGACUCCAAGGCUUGUACCGCCGCAUUGUUGGUGAAUGAGGGCCAGACUGUGACGAAGACCAGCGCUUGUGUAACGCCCACAUCAAUACCUGCUAGAUCGGCGCACGGCUGAAGAGUAGUGGGGAUACCGUUUAUUUUUCUUUUCACUGGAGACGUCUUUUUGAACGGGGAGCGCUGCUUGAAAAAUAAAAAAAUGCA
Dermacentor albipictus is the source of this 980-nucleotide messenger RNA. RefSeq names its product ubiquitin-conjugating enzyme E2 Z-like. NCBI's taxonomy places the organism in Eukaryota, Metazoa, Arthropoda, Arachnida, Ixodida, Ixodidae. The record is from RefSeq and is a predicted model, not a curated record.